GUAGGUUCUUCAGAUGUUGCCAUGGAUGGUAAUGGAACAGGUGAAAGUAAUGAUCCGAAACACCAUGCUGCUUGUUGGAGGGUUAGUGGCCCUGCAAGGAGAUCCUCGAGGGGAAGGUGGACAGAGGAAGAGGAUAAAAUUUUACAAGAUGCAGUUCAAAGAUUUAAUGGUAAAUGCUGGAAAAAAAUAGCCAAGUGUCUUCCUGAUCGAACAGAUGUCCAGUGCUUGCAUCGCUGGCAGAAAGUUCUCAAUCCAGAACUUGUUAAAGGGCCUUGGACUAAGGAGGAAGAUGAUCUUAUUGUUGAGUUGGUAGGCAAACAAGGUAACAAAAAGUGGUCUGAAAUAGCUAAACAACUUCCAGGACGUAUAGGAAAGCAGUGUCGUGAAAGGUGGCACAACCAUUUGAAUCCAGAAAUUAACAAAAAUGCAUGGACCAGGGAGGAGGAAUUGAUUCUUAUUGAAGCUCAUUCAGCAUAUGGGAAUAGAUGGGCUGAAAUUGCAAAAUGUCUAAGUGGAAGGUCAGAGAACUCAAUAAAGAAUCACUGGAACUGUUCGUUGAAGAAGAAACUGGAACAAAAUUCAUCCUAUUCUGUUUUUGAUCAUCCUGAAUUUGCUGAUCCCACUCCCUGCAGUUCUAAGACAGAAGUCGGAUAUGGAGGGGACUUGAUGGUAAAACAGAGCUCAGGUGCAGGAUUAUUGGCGAUCCAGAACAUGAACAGUGAAGCGAUUUCAGAUGCUUGUUCUCUGGACUUAAAUCUUGGACUUCCUAAUGGAAGAGAUAGUUAUCUUCAAGAUUCUAAAAGAGAAAAUUGUAGACACCCAAGCAGGCAGGCAAGUAAUUCAAUUGAACCUUCAUCCCCGGCUUGUACAGAGAUUAUACAGAACCAAGAUAAGGGUGGUCAUGCUAUUUUAGGUGAUCAUUAUCAUAUUAUUCCUCGACUGUCCAAAAUUUCGUCUAAUGGUUUUGUCACUGAACAUGUUAAUGCACAAUCCACAUGCUACAAGGAUGGGCAUCUCAUGAAUUGCCCAUCCCAGGGUUCUCCCUGUCUACAUUUGCACCAGCAUUUGAAGCAAGCCUGGGGUGCUGAUGGUGAUAAUAACACUAUUGUAAUUGGUGGUAACGUUUUUGCUGUAAGUUCUGAUAUGAAAUAUGGAUGUCCACUUUCUAGGGACUGCAGAGAUUUCAGCUAUAUGGGCCAUUCUAAGAGUUCCCAUUCAAUCGUUCCAAAAGACGUAGUUAGUGAGCAUAGUACUAUUAGCAGAAUGUACAAAAACUUUGUUGGAGGAAGCUACUAUGGGUUGUGCUAUGAGCCACUCCAGGAGAAGGAUCUCAAGGUUUUCCUUUCAACUGGUAGAUUUCCUAGUACUGACAGCUAUAUUAGGCAGCCAUCAACUUCUACUACCCUCAUGAAACCAUAUAUUCUUGAAAAGAGAUCAUAUGUUGUUAGUAGUACAAAGUCCAUAUUAAGGAGGGCAGCGAUGACUUUUAAAAAUACACCAUCUAUUAUAAGAAAACGAAAGUUUCCAAGCUCCUUUCAAGCUAGCAAUUCCAAAAACAUGGAUAAAUUUCUCACGACUGUUGAGGGACUUGAUUCUUACAAUGAGAGGUUGCCAGGAUCACAUGAGUUUCCACCUGCUGGUGGAGAUAACCAACUUCCAUUGUUGAGGGAACUGUAUGCUUCACAAAGGAUGCGGAAGUUAAAAAUUUCUUCUGGCAUAAGUUCUGUGGGGAAAUGCUUGAAAGAUGCCUUUGAUGAUGUAUGGGAUAAAAGAAAGUCCUAAUACGAGCAUUUUGGCUGAUUUUAAUUUCUCUUUGUUAAUCAUGAAUGAGAUAGCUUACCUGGCUCCUUAUUCUUCUGGAAUUGUAUACCUGUAGUCAGAAGAUUAAUCCAAGAUUUCUACUCAGUCAGCACAGGACCUUUGCACAUUGGACUUUUUGGGAGCUUAACAUAAAUUGAGAAUAGAAAACAGCAGGCUAUAUACAACAUACUCUGUGUGAUUCAGGGAUAUAAGCAGCACAGCUUUCUUUGCAUGAGUUGGAGAAUGCAAGAGGAGUAAAAUUACAAAAGAAAAUUUGCUGAUUGAGAGCUAAUACAAAAAUCUUUUAGCUUUUGAUCUUCCUGACCGAGAUACUCGUCUUCCUCAUUUAGACACACAGGAUGGAUACUCCUCUUCUUUUUUUCUUUUUUUUUUUUAAAACAAAAAAAAACCAUUUUCUGUUAAAGUGUGAGCCAGGUAUUACUGCAUAACUGAUGAAGGCAACUGAAAGAGGGGGUGAACUUAUGAAUGAUUCAGGUUUUCUCAUUCAUCUUUUGAACAGUUUAUCACCUAUGCCUGAUCCCGAGUGCUAUCCAGUUUUCAGCAGAUUUGAGUGGGACAGGCAAGCUUAAAACACAAAUUGAUACAUUUCCCUCUGAAAAUAUUACAUAUGUUUACUUGAAAGUCUUCAAGGCACUCGGUGGCAUUUUGCGAAGGAUAGUCAUCAAUUUGUCCUUUUAAAUCAACACUUGAUUUAUGCUUUUGUUUAGGACAGAAAGUGAUAAGACUUGGAAGAGUUAGAACUGAGGACAAAAGUGCAUGUUACAAUGAAAGUUUAUGUCAGAAAAGAAGAACUUCCAUGGUUCCGAAAUGCUGUAGUUUGUUUUGUACAGGACUU
Coffea arabica (coffee) is the source of this 2656-nucleotide messenger RNA. RefSeq lists its product as uncharacterized. Lineage: Eukaryota; Viridiplantae; Streptophyta; Magnoliopsida; Gentianales; Rubiaceae. Gene Ontology annotation, cellular component: nucleus. The record is from RefSeq and is a predicted model, not a curated record. Gene Ontology annotation, biological process: regulation of DNA-templated transcription. Gene Ontology annotation, molecular function: DNA-binding transcription factor activity, RNA polymerase II-specific; RNA polymerase II cis-regulatory region sequence-specific DNA binding.